AGCCAAGGUUUGACUGUAGUAUUGUGAUAGUCGUCUAGUUAUCCUAACACUUUGCACAACUAAGCAUUGUGCCACCACCUUCCAUGCUUUUAUCUAUGUGAGGUGUGCUACAUUAGAGAUGCCUGAUUCAGUGAAAUAGUUGGCUGAUUCUGUUGAGCUGCUAUUGUAGUGAAGAUACCACUGUAUAAGUCUAGGCAGAUGGAGAUCACACACAGCAUUGCCCAUCUUAGAGGAGAGACAAAACACACUAUUUAUAUGAAAUGUUGUGUCCAAAAUGAGAACUUGAAGACAAAUUCUCUUACUUGUUUUGUAUCAUGUAGCAUCAACCCAAUGUAAAUUGGACAUGGUGUGUCAUGGUUGAUUCUAUGUCUGACAGACUGGGUUUCAGUUUGAAUUCACCUGUCUGUGUGGUUAAUCUCCCAAGAGCUGAACUAAUGUCAGUAUUGAAGAUACAGUUAGUUGACAGGGUUGAUCCUUAAUGUUAAGGCACUCAAUUUUAUUGUCCGUUUAGGAAGGCAGUUAAUAUAACUGAAAGAGUCUCCUCUUGACAUUCUAUUAAUGUUCCAUCAAGAUUUGAUUUUUUAAAGCAUACUUCUAUGCAACACAUAGAAGGCAAACUGCAUCACCACCACUCAGUGUUCGAUAUUAGCCAGGAGCCAGGUGUGUUUUGUGACUGGGAAUUGUCUGAUUGUGAGCAAUUUGAGAAGUCUUGUCGCCAUGUAUGCAACUGAGAUACAGUGUUAAAAUUGCUGGUGCUGUGGGCGCAGGAGGAGAAAUGCCUCCCUGCCCGACUCUAGAGUAGGAAAGAUUGCUGCUGCCUUCUGCGUGCCGCUUUGUCACCCCACCCCAAACAUGCUAGGAGUAACACAUGAUUCCUGUAGCGAAGAUACAUAUAGUAACUUGCUUCAACAGUAUCACCAAUUGGAACAGGAGAUGGGUCAAGUUGCUGAAACAUGGCUUGAAUAUCAGAAAAGAAUAGAUGAUUAUGUUGAUGAACAGGUGACAGUGAGAACAAAAGAACCCUUUCUGAAAGAAGACUGGGAAGCUUUUAGGAAGAGGCAUUUCAUAGAACAGUUAAAUGGCAGUAAAGCAAUAUCUGGAGAAAAUAACUUCACAGACACAAUGAGACAUCUGUUGUCAUCAAGACUGAGUAUUUCUGACUGUCCUAAUUGUAAUUUCAGGCACAGAUGUACUUGUGAUGACUGCAGCCUUUCGCAUAUUCUGAUGUGUGGAAUCAUGGAUUCACCAGCUACAGACGAUGUCCAUAGUAACCAGCUUCCCCUUCAAAUUGAUUCUGCUCCCGAUUAUCUCUCUCAAAUGCACUUACGAAGUAUAUCAUCAGGAAGCUCAGGGUCUAGUUCCAGUUCUCCUUUUACUGACCAGCAGUUAGACAGACAAAGACUCAUCCUUGCAGAUAAUAGCUCUGGAUCACCUUUUAAUACCGAAAAUGAAGAUAUUUCAGCAGUAUCAGAAAAACCUGAUAUUUAUUGUAUUAAUCACUACGAUAAUGCUGAGGCUGUCAGAAACAUGAAUGGGAUCCACAGACUGUUAACUGAUGGAGUCAAAAACAUGGCAUUAAAGGCUGAGUCUCCCCAGCAGAGUAGUAACACUAGUAGCAGUUCAUCAGUAGCAGAUGCUGAAGAAGCAGAUGAAGAGAAUGGUGGUAAUUUACCAAGGGCUCAAGAAGGGGAUUUAAUGCUUGGAACUAAUGUGCGAAGGAAGGAUGAAGCGAAAACAGACAGUUCUUUGUCAUCAUACUCUAUUCAGCAGCAGAUUGAUCAAGAACCAGCUUGUUGUGAGUGCCAUGUCUGUAAACAGGAAAUCUCAGGCCCCUCUUCUUCAGACACUGAAGUGAAAUGUCUUCCUGCUGGGCAUCAAUUUAGGAUGCCAGAAAAACCUGCCCAUCCUGCUCUUCAUCUUUAUCCUCAUAUCCAUGGACAAAUACCACUUCAUACUAUUCCUCACUUACCUCCUCCACUAAUCCAUCCUUCUUUAUACACUGCUUCCCCCUUUGCACAAAAUAAGGCCCUGGUUCAGAAUAACGGAAACAAUCAGCAAGCACUCAGUACACCAUUCCAAGAUAAUAUCUAUCCAAAUGGUUUUGGAAGUACCACAGACUGGAAGAGUUCUAAAUUUUUAAGCAUCUGGGAAUCGGAAGUCAUGAAUGAGAAAAACUGGAAUGCCUCCACCUCUUUACAAGAGGAACUUCCUGGAAGUGCUGCAGCAGCAGCAGCUCUUUCAGAACUGAUACCUAAUGUACUUCCCAUAACAUCUAGAAAUGAAGGAAUGGUAAUAACUGAGAGCAAAAAGAGGGAAAAUAUUUUAAAGAAAAAAUGUCUGUAUCAUUGUCAAGAUGCAUCUUUUAUGGACACUAAAAAAGUAGUGAUGGCAACAUCUUCAGCAACCUCUUCAGUUUCAUGCACUGCUACCACAGUACAGUCAAGCAACAACCAGUUUAAAGUUUCAUCUAAAAGAUCAUCAUCACUAGGUGAUGUAUUCCACAAUAUCAGUUCAGAGGAUCACAGAUGUUCUGCAUUGGCUGCACCUCAAAAUCCCACAAAUUUUGUGCCACUUCCUUUCCUUUCUCCUGUUGUGCUUCCUCCAGCUUCUGCUCCCCAUCUGCCAAGUCCUAAUGCUUCAUCUUUCUCCAGAGUUACCACAACUGCACCCAGCUUUGUGGAUUCCCAUUCAGGUCUUUAUCCCAUGACAGUUCCACCUCUUUCAACCACAGAGAGCUUAAUUAGUGCUCCAUCAAGUGUUUGCAGUGAUCCUGACUGUGAAGGCCAUCAUUGUGAGAACAGCCGUGUAUAUAACCAUCAACAGUAUGAUGGUGAGGAGAGCCAAGAUGAAGAUAGCUGCUCAGAGCAUAGCUCUAGUACCUCAACAUCCACAAACCAAAAAGAAGGAAAAUACUGUGACUGUUGCUACUGUGAAUUCUUUGGUCAUGGAGGACCACCAGCAGCACCAACUAGUAGGAAUUAUGCUGAAAUGAGAGAAAAACUUCGCUUACGUUUAACAAAGAAGAAAGAGGGACAACCCAGGCAACCAGAGCUGAUACAAGAUAGGGAAAGUGUUGUUGAUCAUCGAAAAGUAGAGGACUUGCUGCAGUUUAUAAACAGCCCUGAGACUAAGCCAGUAAGCAGCUCACGGACAGCCAAAAGAGCAAGGCAUAAGCAAAAAAAGUUAAAAGAAAAGGCCCACACUGAAACCAAAGCUAGAGAAAAGGAACAUCAUCAGCUGCUAGAACAGCAACAGCAAGAAGAUAGAGGGGCACAACAACUACAAGAGUUACAAGACAUUAAGAAAAAGAAGAAAGAGAGGACCAGCACAAACUGCCAACAAGUACAGGUGCAUACUCAGAAUUGUCAAGUAAGGAUGAAGCCUUCCCCUGACAUCCCAGAAAACAUUCAGAAUGAAUUCCUUGAUGAAAUAGAAACAUCAUCUGAAUCACUGUCUAAACAUGCAGAUCAUGUUGAACAGGGGCAAGUUUAUGAAAAGUGCUUUGACCCAUCCAAGCCAAUAAAUGGUAGAGACUCAAAAUUGCUUUUCAAUACAGAGAUGACUGUGAAAUCACAUGAACCCCUUUCUUUGCUUCUUAACAUAAUGCAUCACCACACAGAAGAUAACAACAAAGAGCAGAUAACACAAAUAAAUGAUCUGUUUUCUCAACGACUGAAAAAGUCUUCCAAAGCAACUGAUAUACAGACUCCACCUAAAAUAAAAAACAAAAUAAAUUCUAAAAUAAAAGUGGCAGAACUUCAGUCACUUGCUGUCUCCAAAAAAGAGGAGAAAAAAGUAAGCACAAAUAAAGCAAAGCAAAUUAAUCCUGUGACAAAGUCACCUUUUGUGAGAGGCUCCUUAUUUCCAAAUGAACAGCUGCAUAAUAAGCUUCUACUACAAGAAUCUCCACAGCCAAAAGGCAAGAGCAAGAAAAAUAAGAAAAAGAAAAGUGACAAAGGGAACUCCUCAAUUGAUGAUGUGUUUUUGCCCAAAGAUGUUGACCUAGACAGUGUGGAAAUGGAUGAAACUGAGCGGGAAGUUGAACAUUUUAAAAGAUUCUGCUUGGAUUCUGCCAGACAGACAAGGCAAAGACUUUCCAUCAAUUGGUCCAACUUUAGCUUGAAGAAAGCUACCUUUGCUGUCCACUAAAGGACACAACAUGGAUAUGAAUGUUGUGGGAUCUAAUUACUAACUGUACUCCCUGUGCUGAGAACUGCUGUGGCCUUGAGACAAAUACCUUCAUUAGCAGUGCUGUGUGGAUCUUCACUGGUCAUCCAGCCUUUCCCCUGGUUAUGCUAGAAGGCUGCAGAAUUGCUGCUUUCUAACUACAUAUGUUAGUUUCUGUGAUUGAAGUCUGUGAAUGAGACUUAUCUGACUAUAGUCUGCAGUUGCUGGAAUUGGAACAACAGCAUGUUUCCAGUUUCUGGAGAUACCUUGGCUUUUCCCAUUUUGCUAUGACUUGUCCUUUAAACAGAGCAAUGAAUCCAACUAGUUUUGCUCUUUCCUUAUAGACUUCUUUAAAGAAAUUGCCAUAGAGAAAAUUCCUCUUUUGGGACAAGCAUUUACUUUUGUUUUUCACAAUCUACUGUUGAGAAUGUACAAGUUAAGCAAUUUGUGUUUUGAUUCCCAAUUUGUAGCCAGCUUGUGUAAAAAUACUUGCAAGAGGAAGUUUAGCAAAUGAGUACUUGCAUAUCAAAUCAGUAAAACUGUAUAACUGUAUUAACGCUGAAGCCUAUUGGCUGAUUUUUUAACAUAUUGUUAAAUAAUAUUAAGAUCAUGCCUUUCUUGUUGAAAGAUGGAAUACAUUAGUAAUCACAAAAGA
This is a messenger RNA of Podarcis muralis (Common wall lizard), 4822 nucleotides long. RefSeq names its product family with sequence similarity 193 member A (gene FAM193A). NCBI's taxonomy places the organism in Eukaryota, Metazoa, Chordata, Lepidosauria, Squamata, Lacertidae. The record is from RefSeq and is a predicted model, not a curated record.